This is a messenger RNA of Kogia breviceps (pygmy sperm whale), 5677 nucleotides long. RefSeq names its product AT-rich interaction domain 4A (gene ARID4A). Gene Ontology annotation, molecular function: transcription cis-regulatory region binding. Gene Ontology annotation, biological process: regulation of transcription by RNA polymerase II. NCBI's taxonomy places the organism in Eukaryota, Metazoa, Chordata, Mammalia, Artiodactyla, Physeteridae. The record is from RefSeq and is a predicted model, not a curated record. Gene Ontology annotation, cellular component: nucleus.
AGCGAGUCUGCUCAACAGCUUGUUAUUUGGUGGAUUGUGGCAGUAAAUCGGGCGAGUGGGGAACCGGGCGCAGGAACUGCCGCCGCGGCCGGGAGUGGUGCUGCCCGGACUGGGGCCCACGGGGGUCAGUGGGGCGGAGGACUCGGGGGCUGACAGCGCGCACUUCACCCGCAGUUGCGACUGAGAAGAUAGCUCGUUGAGCUGGAACCCCACAGAUCACCAGUGAAAAUGAAGGCGGCGGAUGAGCCUGCCUACCUGACAGUGGGAACUGAUGUCAGUGCCAAGUACCGAGGUGCCUUCUGUGAGGCAAAAAUUAAGACUGUGAAAAGGCUGGUAAAAGUUAAGGUACUCCUGAAACAGGAUAAUACUACACAAUUGGUGCAAGAUGACCAAGUAAAGGGUCCUUUAAGAGUUGGAGCCAUUGUUGAAACAAGGACAUCUGAUGGAUCCUUUCAGGAAGCUGUUAUCAGCAAGUUGACAGAUGCUAGUUGGUAUACUGUGGUGUUUGAUGAUGGUGAUGAGAGAACAUUGAGACGUACCUCACUAUGCUUAAAAGGAGAGAGACAUUUCGCUGAGAGUGAGACUCUUGACCAGCUUCCAUUAACAAAUCCAGAGCAUUUUGGAACUCCAGUAAUUGCAAAGAAGAUGAACAGAGGAAGGAGGUCCUCUCUGCCUGUUAACGAAGAUGAAAAAGAAGAAGAAAGUAGUGAAGAGGAAGAUGAAGAUAAGCGACGUCUCAAUGAUGAAUUAUUAGGAAAAGUUGUAAGUGUGAUAUCUACAUCUGAGAAGAGUGAAUGGUAUCCUGCUUUGGUAGUAUCUCCCAGUUGUAAUGAUGAUAUCACAGUGAAAAAAGACCAAUGUUUAAUUCGGUCAUUUAUCGAUUCUAAAUUUUAUUCUAUAGCAAGAAAGGAUAUCAAGGAAGUAGACAUUCUCAAUCUACCUGAAUCUGAGCUCUCUGCUAAACCAGGGCUGCAGAAAGCAAGCAUCUUCUUAAAAACUAGAGUUGUUCCUGAUAAUUGGAAAAUGGAUAUAAGUGAAAUCCUUGAGUCAUCCAGUAGUGAUGAUGAAGUUGGCCCAGCUGAAGAAAAUGAUGAAGAGAAGGAAAAGGAGGCCAAAAAGGAAGAAGAAGAGAUGCCUGAGGAAGAACCUGAUCCUGAAGAGAGGGACAGCUUCCUUCAACAGCUUUAUAAGUUUAUGGAAGACAGAGGUACUCCAAUCAACAAACCACCUGUUUUGGGCUAUAAAGAUCUCAAUCUCUUCAAACUCUUCAGACUGGUUUAUCAUCAAGGUGGAUGUGACAAGAUUGAUAGUGGUGCUGUAUGGAAGCAAAUUUAUAUGGACCUUGGCAUUCCUAUUUUGAAUUCAGCUGCUUCCUACAAUGUAAAAACUGCUUAUAGAAAGUAUCUCUAUGGUUUUGAGGAGUACUGCCGUUCUGCAAAUAUUCAGUUCAGAACUAUUCACCACCAUGAACCAAAAGUAAAAGAGGAAAAAAAAGACUUAGAAGAAUCCAUGGAAGAGGCUCCAAAAGUAGAUCAAGAAAUGCCUUUAGUAGAAGUGAAGAGUGAACCUGAGGAAAAUAUUGAUUCAAACAGUGAAAGUGAAAGAGAAGAAACAGAAUUAAAAUCUCCAAGGGGACGAAGGAGAAUUGCUCGAGAUGGAAAUUCUAUUAAAAAGGAAAUUGAAGAAGAGAAAACAGAAGACAAAUUAAAAGAUAAUGAUACAGAAAAUAAGGAUGUAGAUGAUGACUAUGAAACUGCUGAGAAAAAAGAAAAUGAGUUACUGCUGGGGAGAAAAAAUACACCAAAGCAAAAGGAGAAGAAAAUUAAAAAGCAGGAGGAUUCUGACAAAGACUCAGAGGAAGAGGAAGAGAAGAGCCAAGAGAGGGAAGAAACUGAAAGCAAAUGUGACUCUGAAGGGGAGGAAGAUGAGGAAGACACAGAACCUUGCCUAACAGGAACCAAAGUGAAAGUAAAAUAUGGACGAGGGAAAACGCAGAAAAUAUAUGAAGCCAGUAUUAAAGGCACUGAAAUUGAUGAUGGAGAAGUUUUAUACUUGGUACAUUACUAUGGAUGGAAUGUCAGGUAUGAUGAAUGGGUGAAGGCUGACAGGAUAAUCUGGCCGUUGGACAAAGGUGGACCAAAGAAAAAACAGAAGAAAAAAGCUAAAAACAAAGAAGACAGUGAAAAGGAUGAAAAGAGGGAUGAGGAGAGGCAGAAGUCAAAACGGGGACGACCUCCUUUAAAAUCUACUCUUUCAUCAAACAUGCCAUAUGGUUUGUCUAAGACUCCAAACAGCGAUGGAAAAUCAGACUCCUGUUCAUCUGAUAGUGAAACAGAAGACCUUUUAGAAAAGAAUUUGAUGAAUGAAGAACUUUCUCCUGAUAUUAAAGAAGAAUUAGAAAAAAAUGAAAGUUUAAGUGAUGAUAAACUAGAUGAAGAAAAUCCAAAGACUGCUGCACAUAUAUUAAAAGAAAAUGAUAGGACUCAAAUGCAGCCUUUAGAAACCUUGAAGUUAGAAGUUGGAGAGAAUGAACAAAUAGUACAGAUUUUUGGAAAUAAAGUGGAACAAGUAGAAGAAGUUAAGAAAGAGGCAGAAAAAUCUCCUAAAGGAAAGGGAAGACGGAGCAAGACAAAAGAUCUUUCUUUAGAAAUUAUAAAGAUUUCAUCAUUUAGCCAGGAUGAAGCAGGAUCUGAACCUCAUAUAGAAGCUCAGAGUUUAGAAUUUUCUUCAUUAGACAGUAAAAACUUUUCUUCUGCUACAGAAGAUGAAAUUGACCAAUGUGCAAAAGAAAAAAAGUUGAAACGGAAAAUACUGGGACAGUCAUCACCAGAGAAAAAAGUAAGAAUUGAGAAUGGAAUGGAAAUGACAAAUAGCAUUUCUCAAGAAAGGACCGGUGAUUGUGUUACAUCUGAUGGAAUAAAAAACUUAAAUUUUGAACACUUUGAAAUAGAAAAUGAGGGAAUGCCAUCAUUAAUAGCAGAGCCAAACCAAUGCAUUCAAGAAUUGACUAAAGAAAAAUUUGAUAGUCCAGCUGAAGAAACUGUAAAUACUCCACUAAAAGAAGAAGAGGAUGCAAUGCCUCUGAUUGGGCCGGAAACCUUGGUUUGCCAUGAAGUAGAUUUGGAUGAUUUGGAUGAAAAGGAUAAGACCAGUACUGAGGAUAUAGUAGUUGAAAGCUCUGAAUCUAACUCUCUUGUUUCUAUUCCACCUGCCCUACCUCCUGCAGUACAGCAUAACUUUUCAGUAGCUUCACCACUGACUCUCAGCCAAGAUGAGUCUCGAAGUAUAAAAAGUGAGAGUGACAUAACCAUUGAGGUCGAUAGUAUUGCUGAAGAAUCUCAAGAAGGUCUCUGUGAGAGGGAAUCAGCAAAUGGAUUUGAAGCCAGCGUUGCCUCUGGUACCUGUAGUAUAAUUGUUCAAGAAAGAGAGAGCAGAGAGAAGGGUCAGAAAAGGCCAAGUGAUGGAACUAGUGGAUUAUUGGCAAAAAAGCAGAAGCGAACCCCAAAGCGAACAAGUGCUGUAGCCAAAAAUGAAAAGAAUGGAGCAGGACAAAGCAGUGAUAGUGAAGAUCUUCCUGUCCUAGACAAUUCAAGUAAAUGUACCCCAGUAAAGCAUCUUAGUGUAUCUAAGCCCCAGAAGAUUGCACGAUCUCCUGCAAGAAUAUCCCCUCACAUCAAAGAUGGAGAAAAAGAUAAACAGAAAGAAAAACAUCCGAAUUCAUCUCCUCGGACAUAUAAGUGGAGUUUUCAACUCAAUGAAUUAGAUAACAUGAACAGUACGGAGAGAAUCUCUUUUCUCCAAGAAAAACUACAGGAAAUCAGGAAGUAUUACAUGUCUUUGAAGUCUGAAGUUGCAACCAUAGAUAGGAGGAGAAAAAGAUUAAAAAAGAAAGACAGAGAAGUGUCUCAUGCAGGAGCCUCCAUGUCAUCUGCUUCAUCAGACACUGGAAUGAGUCCCUCCUCAUCAUCUCCCCCACAGAACGUACUUGCUGUAGAAUGCAGGUGAUAAAUGUUUUCUCUGCCUUCCCAGCAGUUUGCUGCCAAGGACAUAAAUCCCAAAUCCCUGAAAUACAACCACAGAGAGCACUCAACUGGUUUGACAUUGCUAAGUAUAUCCUGUACACUUUUCCAGGCUGGAUUGUAUCUAUUCCCUUCUCUUUUCUUUUUUUUUUCUGUUGCAAAACAAUAAGCUGAUUAAUAACUGAAGUUUAGGCAGCCUGCCAUAUUUGUCAUAAUUUUUCCUUUUUAAUUUUUUUUGGUUUGUUUUGUUGUGAAGAUAGAAAAAGGGCACUUAGCAAAUUUGAAUUUGUAUAAUAAAGCUUUCAGGUGUUAUAGAAAUCCAUAGACAAGCAAGUGCACAUGAUAAACAUCAAAAUAUCCAGCUAAAUAGUUACUGCUGCACUUUCACUGAGAUGUAUUUGAACACUUGGUGAGUAGGGGGUUUAUGUUGUGUUUUUUUUAUUGUUGUUGUUGGUUUUCUUUCUUUUUUUUUUUGUGUGUGUGGAAGCACUUGCUAUUUAGAACUGCCAAAGUAUAUGUUCAGCAGUGUGCCCAGGUUUAAGGUGUAAAUGGGACAAAAUAAAUUGUGAAAGGAAGUGUAGUUGACUGAAAACUACAGUUGUAAUAAGUCUUCCACUUUUUAUAGGAUUUUUGAGCACACAAUUAUGCAAAUAUUUUAAUGUUUAUUAAUGUUUACAGUGGAAUUGUGAAUAAGUUUUCAGUGGACUAUCUUAUCCCUUGACAAAAAUAUUUUGUCUUUUUUCUAUGUAAUUUCAGAGUUUUUAUUUUGUUACAAAAAGACAAAAAUGAAAUAUAUAACAACAAUGAAGUUAUUUAACAAGAUUUCUAAAGCUGAAAAUUUUGUGUAAAAUAAGGUAUUAUCUUGCAACUUGUUAAAUAUAUUUAUUCAGACAUUGGAUGUUGUAUUUUUAUGUAUUUUUUAAAAUAUUAAUAAAAUUGAAAAAAAGAAAAUUCUAGGUUAAUUCACUCUUCGAAUGACAAUAGCUCUCAGCUGUCCCUUUUACAGGAGGUUGCAUCCAGCGGCUUUGCCUGUACUGAAGGGAGUCUGUCUCAGUCCUUCAAACAGUGUAGAACUGUAAAUGGGCAUCUGGAUCAUUAAAGUAUGUCCUUGUUUAGAAACUUUGGCAGUCCUAGUAUUUAAACUGUUUUGAGGAUCAAAUUUUUGGUUGCCCUUAAGAUAUUUUGUCACAGUUUUUAUGUUUGCUAUACUGCCGAAUAAAUUUAUAUCUCCCAAAGUUGAGAUGCAACAACUAAGUAAAGCAAUUAUGUAUGCUUUGUUUGUGAAUUGUUUCACAGACUGAUACAUUUUGUAAAUAAUUCUUCCAAAACCAUGUAUUUAAAGCAGUUUUGCCAUAUACAUUAUGUAAAAAGGUGAUUUUUUAAAAUCAGUUUUUAAAUUCAUGUUUGUACAUUGAAAGGGGUUUUUUUAAAACCUUCUUUCCUGUGUUUAAUAUGCGUAGAGUAAUAACCUAGAUGCUCUAGACUGUAUAUCAGGAUCUGAUUUACAAGAACAGAGUCAGAGCCAAACACUAGUGAUGGCAUAGCAUUACUGAAAUCAUUGUUUCUUAAUUUCAUUUUACCACAUUGUGAACUUGUGAUUCAGAUUCCUUCCAUUUUCGCAGAGAAUUAAAAACAAAAAAGUACUCUUGUAAAAUGCA